AUGUUUUUUUACUUGUUACUUUUAAUUUUAAUUUGUUUAAUAGCCACAUUCCGUUACCGUCAAAAAAUAUUAACACAUUGGCCAUCAUUAAAUCAACGAUAUCAACGUUUACCAGCAAUUUUUUCCACUCAUUCAUUCCGACAAGAUAUUGAACAUGGUCUAAGCUCUGAAACAUUUGACCUUCAUCAAAAUGUUGUGGAUGGAGACGACCGAUCAGGACUUGAUGACGCCUCGGAAAUUAGACGUAUAAUGAAAAGGGAAGGAUUGAAUUUUGAUCAAGCUAGACUGUAUAGGCAACAGAUGAAAUUCAAAUCAAAUAAUAUUGAUCCACAAACUGGGUUGCCCAAAGAUCCAAAAUUAGUAACAUUUCAAUCAAUAUCAUCAUCUUCAUCUAAAACCUCCAUGAAUUCUACAACUGUUAAUGUUAUUGAUUCAGAUGAAUAUAAUGCAAAUUCUAAUUCGACAACAAAUUUAACCUCAAAUGAUUCAUAG
Messenger RNA from Entrophospora sp. SA101, 492 nucleotides. The record is from the annotation of a GenBank genome assembly. Lineage: Eukaryota; Fungi; Glomeromycota; Glomeromycetes; Entrophosporales; Entrophosporaceae.